Molecule: messenger RNA, 966 nt
Organism: Penicillium cosmopolitanum
Lineage: Eukaryota; Fungi; Ascomycota; Eurotiomycetes; Eurotiales; Aspergillaceae
Product: RTA1 domain-containing protein
Exons: 4
Coding region: 1-966 (321 amino acids)
Cellular component (GO): fungal-type vacuole; plasma membrane
Source: RefSeq, a predicted model, not a curated record
AUGAUUGCGAGCAGAACACCCCCUUCUGAGUGCACGGAGGUCACUCCUGACUGCCCAGUGGAGGGAACUAUCUACGGCUAUGCGCCCAAUGCCGUGGCAAGUUAUGCUUUUUGCAUCAUAUUUGCAAUUUGCGCCUUGGUACAGGUAAUUCAAAUGCUGAAAUGGCGCACCUGGUCCUUUGGUGUGGCCAUGUUUCUUGGAGCUAUCUCUGAGGUCGCCGGAUAUAUUGGUCGCAUACUUUUGCACAAUAACGCCUACUCCUCCACAGGAUUUGAGACACAGAUCUGCACUCUCACCAUGGCCCCCGCUUUUUGGUCGGCUGCUAUUUACUUGACCUUGAAGCACGAGGUGAACAUCCUGGGUCCUAAAUUCUCCAUUCUGAGGGCUAAAUGGUAUCCCUUUAUUUUUGUAACUUGUGAUUUAAUCUCACUGUCAUUGCAAGGUGCUGGUGGCGGACUCGCUGCUACAGCAACCACCACUCAGGGUAGCGCAGUUGGGAGCGAUGUCAUGCUAGCUGGAAUUGUCUGGCAAGUUGCUACCUUGACAGUGUUUGGCAUUCUCUCUGUCCAGUUCUUUCUCAGAGUUAAGAAAGUACCCAAGUAUCAGUUGUCUGUGGAUGCCCAGAAGUUGUGGAAAAGCCGCAAAUUCUGGUUUUUCUGUUGGGGUAUUGUUGUCGCGUUCACUACCACCUAUAUCCGUUGUGUCUACCGUAUUGCUGAAAUGGCCGGAGGUUGGAGAAAUCCUAUCAUGCAAGAUGAGACCGGCUUCAUUUUACACGUGAGGAAAAACUGGCAGAUUAUGCUGAUCAAUUCUGUGUAUUUUAGAAUGUGCGUUUUGUCUGUGGUAGCUCUUUGCAUCGCGCAUCCUGGAUUCUGCUUUGAACAGAUGCGUGGAAACUAUACGAAGGUAGUUGCUGAGAAUACGAAGCUACUAGAGGAAAAGACCGAGUACAAUAAUGCAGUGUGA